Iphiclides podalirius (scarce swallowtail) is the source of this 2058-nucleotide messenger RNA. The record is from the annotation of a GenBank genome assembly. NCBI's taxonomy places the organism in Eukaryota, Metazoa, Arthropoda, Insecta, Lepidoptera, Papilionidae.
AUGGCGGAUGACGAUGAAAUUGACAUUGUUGGAGAUUUUUCAUUUAAUUCUUGCUUCGCCCAAAACAAUCAAGGCAUUCCUUCCUGCUCCGAUAGGGAAGACACGGUACAUCCUCAGUGGCUGCUUGACUCAACAGCAACAAACUGGUAUGACACUCAGAAUAAAUAUAGCAAUCGGUUUAAGGAUGGUCCAUCCAGAAAGCUGUCAGGCGAUAAUGCUAUCAACCAGCAAAUUUCAGAGAUUCAUACUGCAUGGAGUGAAGAAGAAAGAGAUGUACUAAAACAAGAAAUGGAGAAAUAUGGACGUAAUGUAUUUAAAAUUUCACAAACACUAAAGUCAAAAACUGUGGCAGAAAUACAGGCUUUGAUUGAGGCGGAGCAUGGAGUUAAUUUAGAAACGCCAAUGUUUGGCUUAGUUAAAAAUGAAGAAUUUGAAAAUAUACCAGCAGUGGUACAAGAGGAGGUUGUUAUGGAUGAAAUGCCAAAUAUAAAAGAUACUAUAAACUUGGUUACUACAGCACAUGCAACAAUACCAGUUGCAAAGAAGAUCUAUGCCAAGAAAAAAAAUUAUAGUGUCAAAUCAUCUAAGAGCUUAUUAAAGCCUAACAUAUUAGACAAUGAUCUUGUAGCAGUAAACCCUUCGGAAAUAUUAUAUGAGGACGAACUUAUUGUUGGUUCCACCGAGUUGAUUGGUGCUGAAGGGGAUGCUACAGAAGCUGACACAAGGGCUUUGUCUAAACAGCGCACCAUUAAAGUUAAAGGUGGAAAGAAAAUAGGCAACCAUAGACGAAAAGUGUCAAGAAACUAUGAAAAAGGUCAUGUUAGAAAUAAAAGUAAAGAAUUACUUAAAUCACCACUGGGGAGACAAAGAAUUGACUCUGGCAUGUCUGAAGAGAGUGCAAAAAGCCCAAAGAUGCAGAUUGUUUUGGGAUCAGGUAUUGCAUUGCCUCUAUCGGAAGGUGAGCAAGUUAUUAAAAUAGAAAAGAAAAAAGAUUCAGACCCAGAGAGUGACAUAGAAAUAGAUAUUGACAGUGAUAAAGAAGACAAUGGCGACUUAAAACAGAAGGAUGGAUUAUGUACCACCACAUUGAAAAUGGCCAAAGAUGAACCCCCAAUAGCAGUGCCCCUAAGAAAGUUUGAACCUAUGCCAAAGAGAAGAAAGAAGAUUAACCUGGAUGGAGGCGGCGGUUGCACGAUAAUGCACACUGAGGCCGGAGAUCUGUAUGCAAUGGCGGCGGAACCGCGACGCGAGAGAGCUCCAAAGAAGCCUCCCAUUCACCUCAUACGAUGCCGUGUGUACAACGCCGAGAAACCGGCGCCGUGCGAGGUGUCCCUGAACGUGUCCGCGCUGGUGGCGAUGGACGCGCACGCGCACACCUCGCGGGGGGAGGUGAUGGGCCUGGUGGGGGGGGUGCUCUCGCGCCCCUCACCAGGCCCCGCGGCGCCGACGCGGCCGCCGCACUGGCUCGUCGCCGCCUACUGCACGGCGGCGGCGGCGAACGCGCGCACCCACUGCGACAUGGACCCAGUGUCGCAGGCGCGCGCGGCGCAGCGGCUGGCGGCGCGCGGGCUGGCGGUGUGCGGCUGGCACCACUCGCACCCGAGCUUCCCCGGCGCGCCCUCCGCGCUCGACCUGCGCUCGCAGCGCGCGCUGCAGGCGGCGCUCGAGCGCGGCGCGCCCUUCCUCGCGCUGCUCACCUCGCAGCACUGGCCGCGCGGCCGCGACGCCACGCACUACCGAUGCAUCCACGUGGAGGAAGACGAAAGUGCCGCCGACGCGGACACCCCAAUCGGCUACCAGCUCAGCAUGAAGCUGGAGCCGGACCUGAAUGUGGCCAACCUGGACCGGUUCCUGGCGGAGGUGCGCGGCAUCCUGCUGGAGGAGGCGGACAGGAACGAGCUGAGCGUCCACAUGCCCACUGACAUGUGCCCGCAGGCGGGCCUCACUUACUUGGACAAGUUGAUAUCGAGCGUGACGCGUCACAUGCGCUCGGCCGGCUACAGCGACCACGACGCGGUGACUACAAGACUGCUUCAAGGGAUUCGCGACGUAUUCAGA